ACUCGCGCUCCGUCUGCGGCGCUGACUCGCUUCUGCUCGACCGGGUGCGGGCCGCCGAGAGCCGGAGCCGGUGAGCGGCGGCACCCGCCAUUCUGUCAGCGGGCGGGCAGAGGCCCGGCGGGCGGCAGCGGGCCCCGGGGCGGCGCUGCGGGUGGACGCGGGGCUGCAGCGCUCCUCCCGCGGGCGGUGGGCUCCGGUGGCCGCGGGGAGCGGGCCGGGGGCGGCGGAGGGGGGGGCGUCGCCGCGGGCCGCGCCCGUCAGGUCGGGGUGACGCUGCGGGGAUCCGCGCGUCCCGUGAGCCGCAGCCUCGGCCGCUGGGAAGUCGGCGCCCGGCGGCGGGCGGUGCGUGACCUACAUGCGGCGUGCGCGCCCGGGGCCGGGACGUUCGUUCGGUGCUUUUGGGACGCAGCUGCUCCUGUGUGCGCUGCGCCUCGGGGCACGGCGCCGUGCCGCCGGCAGCGCCCGCUGAACUUGUUGCUAAAGGUGCGCUGAGGUUUUGCCGCAUCUUCCAUCUCCGCCUUCUCGCCCGAGCGCGGCGCGCUACGUUUUCAAGUUGGGAGGGCAGGAUCGACCCGAAGCGUCGGCCGCGUUAUUUAUAGCCCGGCGGAACGCGGCUCUGUAGCGCUGCCGGCGGAACUGCCGCAGGGAGCGCCUUUCGUGGGCAGGGAGCGGCGCGCGGUCGGCGGGCGGCCCUUUCGUUCAUCCCGCACGCUCGGCGGCAGCCGGCCCGACAGCCCGCAGGACGCGCCGUGCCGGACUCGGCUCGCUUCCUCCGAGGGCGGCGGUGUGACCGGGGCAGCUCUGCUGCCUUUGGUUCUGGUUUUGUUCCACAGCUGUGUUUUCCUGCCCGUCUGACCUUCCCGGCGCCCGGAUCCUCGGCGGGGUCGCGUCCUCUGCCUGAGGUGAACUAUAAGCGAGCGUUACGAGCGCGCUGUCGCAGCGGUGGUGUUCCCGGUGUGGCUGUACCGAACCUUUGGUGCGAAUUCAUCGUUACCGAUUUGUAACGCUGUAGAGCUACAGUUAACUGUUUGCCGUUGCCAUCGCUUAAUGGCUAUUAGUGGCUAGCAGCAUUGGAAUGAAUGUGGCUCUGAGCGUGUCCUGACCUACUCAAGAUCCCAGCUGCAGUGAGUCUGUGGGAUAGAAGAUCUCUGAGGAACAAGCAGGUCACAAAUUCUUUUUUGAGGAAGACAGAGCUGUUCAGAACUCUCUCCAAAAAUGGCAGAAGCUCAUCAAGCAGUAGCAUUUCAAUUUACAGUAACUCCAGAUGGGAUUGACUUGCGAAUGAGUCAUGAGGCUCUCAAACAAAUUUACCUAUCUGGUGUCCAUUCAUGGAAGAAAAAGUUCAUCAGAUUCAAGUCAACCGCUUUGGUAUGAAAAAAUUAUGUGAAGGCUUUUCUUUCCAGAAUGGAAUUAUCACUGGUGUUUAUCCUGCUAGCCCCUCUAGCUGGCUUAUUGUAGUUGUGGGUGUGAUGUCAACAAUGUAUGCCAAAAUUGAUCCUUCUUUAGGAAUAAUAGCUAAAAUCAACCGAACCCUUGACACAACUGGCUAUAUGUCAAACCAAACACAGAACAUUGUGAGUGGAAUACUUUUUGGCACAGGGCUUUGGGUUGCCCUUAUCGUCACAAUGCGGUACUCCCUGAAAAUGCUGCUUUCCUAUCAUGGCUGGAUGUUUGCUGAACACGGCAAACUUUCUGCAGGCACCAAGCUGUGGAUGACUCUUGUAAAACUCUUCUCGGGACGGAAGCCCAUGUUGUACAGUUUCCAGACGUCUUUACCACGAUUGCCAGUUCCGGCUGUUAAAGAUACAGUCAACAGGUAUCUGGAAUCAGUCCGGCCACUUAUGAAUGAUGAGGAGUUCAAAAGAAUGGAGGGUCUUGCAAAAGAUUUUGCAUUUAACUUAGGACCGAGGCUUCAGUGGUACUUAAAGCUAAAAUCGUGGUGGGCCACAAACUAUGUGAGUGAUUGGUGGGAAGAGUAUAUCUACCUUAGAGGGCGUGGACCAAUAAUGGUUAACAGUAACUAUUUUGCAAUGGACUUCCUUCAUUUAUCUCCCACAACCAUACAGGCAGCUAGAGCUGGUAAUAUUAUCCAUGCCAUCCUGCUCUACCGGAAAAAACUGGACAGACAAGAAAUCAAGCCAAUUCUUCUGAUGGGAUCUACUGUUCCACUUUGCUCAGCUCAGUGGGAGCGGAUGUUUAAUACCUCCCGCAUCCCAGGAGAAGAAUCAGAUACUCUCCAGCACGUGAAAGACAGCAAACACAUUGUUGUCUAUCACAAGGGGCGUUACUUCAAAGUAUGGCUGUACCAUGAUGGCAGACUGUUGAAACCUCGAGAGAUUGAACAGCAGAUACAGAGAAUUCUUGAUGAUGAUUCAGAGCCUCAGGCUGGUGAAGAGAAAUUAGCAGCUCUUACUGCAGGAGAUAGGGUACCAUGGGCUAAGGCUCGACAGGCUUAUUUUAGCCGUGGAAAGAACAAGCAGUCCUUGGAUGCUGUUGAAAAAGCAGCAUUUUUUGUGACAUUGGAUGAUGAUGAACAAGGGUACAGCAAAGAAGAUCCAGUGAGCUCACUAGAUGCAUAUGCAAAAUCCUUAAUACAUGGCAGAUGUUAUGACAGGUGGUUUGAUAAAACGUUUACUCUUGUAGUAUUCAAAAAUGGCAAAAUGGGCCUGAAUGCUGAGCACUCUUGGGCAGAUGCUCCUAUUGUUGGACACCUGUGGGAGAAUGUGAUGGCAACUGAGUAUCUUGAACUGGGCUACUUGGAAGACGGACACUGCAAAGGAGAUACCAAUCAAAAUAUUCCUAUCCCUACCAAACUACAGUGGGAAAUUCCAGAAGAGUGCCAAGAUGUGAUCGAGAGGUCUCUGAGCACUGCUAGAGCUCUGGCAGAUGAUGUGGACUUCUAUUCAUUCUACUUUGAUGUUUUUGGGAAGGGGCUAAUAAAGAAAGCAAAAACCAGCCCUGAUGCCUUCAUUCAACUUGCCCUGCAGCUUGCUCACUACCGAGACAUGGGAAAAUUUUCUUUGACAUACGAGGCCUCUAUGACACGCCUGUUCAGAGAAGGCAGAACUGAAACCGUCCGGUCAUGUACCAUUGAAUCAUGUAAUUUUGUUCAAACCAUGGAGAACCCAAGUGAAAGUAAUGAAAAUAAGAUGAAGUCAUUCCGGCUUGCAGCCACCAAACACCAGCACUUAUAUCGUCUUGCCAUGACUGGUGCUGGCAUUGACCGCCAUCUGUUCUGCCUUUAUGUCGUUUCUAAGUACCUUUCUGUAGAUUCUCCCUUCCUCAAGGAAGUUUUGUCUGAGCCUUGGAGACUAUCAACGAGUCAGACACCACAGCAACACAUUGAUCUGAAGAAGAACCCUGAGAUGUUAUCUUCUGGUGGUGGAUUUGGACCUGUGGCUGAUGAUGGUUACGGUGUUUCUUACAUAAUCUUGGAUGAGAACUCCAUCCAUUUCCAUGUCUCCAGCAAAUUCUCUUGUUCUGAAACGGAUUCUCAUCGCUUUGGAAAGAACAUCCAAAAAGCAUUGGUUGACAUCAUGGGUUUGUUUCAACCUACUAAAAACUGUACCAAAUGAUCUGGGUUAUUGCCACGAAGCAACCUCCCAUCGUUGGGAUGGAAACUCUUCUGAACAGCGAAUGAAAGCAAGGUUUGCGGAAACACUAGCUGGUGAAGAAACUGAGUCACAAUCCUGUUGAUCUUCUACGAAAACCUUAGCCAUGGCUUGAAUGUUUCAUGAUUUUUUUUUUUUUAGUAGUUUGGAAGCAUUUAGUUCCACAAAGGGCAACUUUUGGAAUCUUAUCCGUUUCUAGGGAUGAAGUAUACCACUAUUGCACGAAGGCCUGUAUAUUCUAACUCCUGCAGUCUUCUCUUAUUUUUUUUCUCUUUCUUACAAUUAUUUGAGUCCACUCAUAUUCCAGAAUGGAAGGGAUAAAACAUAUCAAGUCUAAAACUCAAAGCCUUCAAAAGAUUUGAUUUCGUAUGCAUCGAUAGCAGAAUGUUCUUCAGAGUAUCUGCUGCUUUAUUGCAAGAAAUGACAACACUUCUGGCUGCUUACCUCAUUAACUACUUUAAAGGUAAUCUCUUCAUAAGAUUAAAAAAAAAACAACCCAUCAUCAUAACCUAGUGCAACACACCCAACUGGUGUGUUUCUUUUUCAGAAGAAGUAUGGAAGUAUGUGCUACAGUGAAGUAGUAAAAUAUUAUGCAAAUUAGAAGGUAUCAGACUUUUCUUAUUACUUACAAGCAUGUUUGCCACAUGAUUGAUUUCAUAUCCAUAUAAAUGGACCUGUGUGCUUGUCCAUGCCAGUGCCUUAGAAAAAGAAAUAUCCUAAACACAGGGGAAAAGCUUAUGCUGGGAGUUGGUUUUACAUUAUUUUUGUGGAGGGUAAAUAGCAAUGCAGAUCUAGUUUUGAAAUUAUAAAUUAGGUGGCUAUCAUUAGAAUUGAUUUUGCUUGUGUAUGGUGCAGCUGGGUUCAAAGCUCUGAUGACAUGAUCUCCUCUUACGUGGCAAAGACCUUUCUCUAGGAAGUGCAGGAAUAACUUUUCAGAGCUACAGAUAUUCAUGAUCUCAUUUAGCUGAGUGGUAUUAGUGAUUCGCUGAGAGAAGAGUUUCUGGGUCCUAGGGAAUGUAAAUAUAUUUAAACUCAAACCUGUUGGAUUAUCUAUGAAUCAAGGCUGCAUGUAGAAGCUGAGCAACUGUAGUUUGCUAGGUUUCAGCCUGCAAGGACCAGAAUUGCAUGGUCAGCUCUCUGCAUGAAACGGGCUGUGAAGGCAAUGGAAAAAACUCUUCUGAGAGUGGCCCUUUGUGUCAAGCAGUUUCUGAAGGAUGCAACAAAAAUGGGGGUGGGAAUAGGGCAGACAAAUUCACUGAGAAAGGGGCGUAUUUGUAAAUGCAGAAGUAAAAUGAUUACUACAAAACUGAAGCAACUUGGUGUGUGAUGCUACUCUUCCUCAAACUUCAUCGGUGUCAUUACUUUUUUAGGUCACACGAUACAGUGCACCCAUUAGGGCAAAUUUACUUUUCUGGAAGUAGAAGGUACACAAUAUUGAGUAAUACAGUAAAUGUUGCCCCAGAGCUCUGCUAAUUUUGAAAGCUCUUUGGGGAUGCUGUGAAACUUCUCAUUAGGUUAUUUGGAUUUCUUUUUCUGGCCAGUAUUUCUAACUUUAUAUGCCUCUACAUGGUGGUUGGUUUUUUUUGGUUUUUCCCUCACUCAGAUCUAGCUGUUGAAAUACCUGUUAUGUGUAUGUCUGAGGUGGAAAACCUCAACAGAGGUCCUAAAUACAUACAUAAGCAAAUACAUGCUUACAUAAAUAUAGGUCCCCCCCAUAGGAAUUGGCCAAAGACGCCCAUUAUUUGAUUGGAUGAAGUGUGUGGGAAAGGAGACUUUAAAAUAAGCCUUACUGCAGCUAACAUUCACCAAAUUACUGCAACGGUGUUAAAAUGAUGUAUUUUUCUGGAACUGCAGAAACAAUGCACUGUUUUUUGUAUUGACCACUGACCAGUCUGUGCUUAAAUUAACAUAGGGCUUCUAGGAUUUUCCAAAACAAAAUAUUUAGAUUUGACUCUCAGGUUUUAAAUGUUUCAUGUCUAAUUGUACUUAGUGCAGUUAUCAAUGCAAUUUUACAUUCUUAGAGUAAGUAUAAUUGGCACAGAAAGUUGUUUUUUUUAUUGUAAAUGUUUAAAAGAGUGGUGUUAAAUGUAUCUUUUUUCUUUACUUUUUUUUUUAAUUUGAGUUAGAUCAUAAUUCCUAAACAGGUAGGAUUUUAUUUCGUUCUUUAAGAUGUCAACGGCAUGUAAAUAAAAUAUGCUUUUUGGAUGUAAAUCUUAGAAAUCCACAGUGAAUGUAGGCUGUUAAUAAAUAAUUAAUUUAAAACUUGAUAUUCAGUAUGGUGUACAUACAGUAAAACUACUUGCUUUUUUUUUUUUUGCUCAAAAGCCAUAGGAAUGUAAUUGAAAUUACUUAGAACUGAAUGAACUUUCUAGUAUGGUGUACUUUAUUGUUAAUGUCUGUAAUUUAGAACAACUGUUCAUCCGUAACUGAACCUUGAACCACCUGUUGUGAGAAGAGUGCAGUGAGAAGAGCUCUGAGUGAGGGGUGGCUAGGUUUGGAUAACAAAUUAACCUGUUUGUUAAACACCUGUGUGGAAUUGAUCGAAUCCUUUAAGUACGAAUUUGCAGAAUUUAUUAUUUCAGCUAUUUAAUAUGAUGGAAUAGCAGAAAUUUGGUGCAUUUAGAGGCUGCUAUUGCCCAGGACUAAGGUUAUUCCAAAGUCAAUACUCUUUUAAGGGUUGGGCUUCUGAAGGACUAUGGAGGUGCGUGCAAGCCUGACCUUGAAAAUCAUGGUUCUAAUUCAGCCUUUGUACCAAUUGCUUUCUUGUAUAAAAUGUAUUACUUUAAGCUGUUUUUUAUCUUGUUCGCUUACUCUACUUCUGUGGCUGGUUAUUUACACUCUGUAGUCUGUCCCAGUGUUCUACCCUCUUCUGUGACUUCCAAAAAUAAAAUAAAGUUUCACAAUUACCACUA
Gallus gallus (chicken) is the source of this 6523-nucleotide messenger RNA. It is a transcript of the gene CPT1A, whose product is annotated as carnitine palmitoyltransferase 1A. Gene Ontology annotation, molecular function: carnitine O-palmitoyltransferase activity. Bases 1329 to 3575 code for a protein of 748 amino acids. Gene Ontology annotation, cellular component: mitochondrion. The record is from RefSeq and is a predicted model, not a curated record. Gene Ontology annotation, biological process: fatty acid metabolic process; carnitine metabolic process. Lineage: Eukaryota; Metazoa; Chordata; Aves; Galliformes; Phasianidae. The transcript is spliced from 20 exons.